AUGUUAACAAUAAUCAAAGAGACCAGAGUACCACCAUUACCUUCCCGUACAAUACCACAAACAUACAAGAACCCAGGCAUCAAGAUGAAAAAAUCCCAAUCCCCAGAGCACCAUCGAGCUCGGGCAUUUGAUCCUUGCCUCUCCGACGGCACUCUAGUGACUCCCAAAGAUGUCCAAUACGAUAAAUACAGUGGCAUGUCCUACCUUGAAUACCCUGAAGCCGAUUUUUUGCAUCUCGGAUCCAGAGUUUACUCUCCAAGAGCAUUAGUGGUGGCAGUUGAUGGUGCUUGUCCUGGCAAUGGAAUCAUACUGGCUGAAGAAUCCUCCUUUGGUGUGUUUUUUGGUACAGACUCUCCUCUUAAUACUUAUGACACUAUUCCUCGACCGUCUGGAGAAAAACAUACGAACAUUCACUCAGAGUUAAUGGCCAUGCUUCAUGCACUCGAGCUCCUUGGACAUCAUAGCGUAUUACGACAAUGGAUCUCCGAACACCCCCUGUUAAUCCGCCAUUCGAUCAGACUGGACGUAAUCAUCAUUACGGAUUCCAAGUUCGUACAUGACUGUCUUACCUUGUGGAUUCCAAUCUGGCUGAAGAAAGGAUUCAGAACAGCAGAGAAAAAAACGGUGGGAAAUAAAGAUCUCGUUUUACGCAUCCAUCACAUGAUCGAGCUACUUUCAGAUGAUCUCGAUAUCCAAAUCUGGCACGUUAGGAGACAGCAUAAUCGAGAUGCGGAUGAACUAGCUGCUCGACCAUAUCAUACGCGACCUGCAUACCAGUCACAAUAUAUUGUCUCAUCAAGCCUGCGACACUUCAGAUCUGGGAUUACCCACCGUGCUCCUCGAAUAAUGCAUUUGGCGCAUAAGAUGGAGGUUUUUCUUCAUAAGAACUGUAUACGGAUGCAUUUGGGAGAGGUAAUCAUGUACAUGGUAAUGGCUGGAAACGACUGUGGAGCAAACUUCAGAAUUCUCUUUGGACCCGAAUACAGGAGUGAUACUUCGUACAUUAUGUAUCGAAAACUCAGUCGUGCAGUACUUUAUCUUUCUCUAGAUGAGCCUGGCCACUGUUCAUAUCCCGAUAGUGUCAUCUGGAGAGCUAGAAGUACGAACAGGUAUAAAGUUUCAGGCAAACAUCCUCGACCGAUUGACGAAUACGAGGCGAAAAAACUACAAAAAUGGUGUAUUGACAACCGAUUGUUCUCGGAUGGGAAACGUCUCACUUCGCUGUUGGAACUUAUAUACAGGACUGGAUUAAAAUUCGGUCUUGAUCAGCGGAUGUAA
Messenger RNA from Botrytis fragariae, 1278 nucleotides. Its product is annotated as putative ribonuclease h1 protein. The transcript has a single exon. NCBI's taxonomy places the organism in Eukaryota, Fungi, Ascomycota, Leotiomycetes, Helotiales, Sclerotiniaceae. The record is from RefSeq and is a predicted model, not a curated record. The coding region runs from base 1 to 1278 and encodes 425 amino acids. Gene Ontology annotation, molecular function: RNA-DNA hybrid ribonuclease activity; nucleic acid binding. Gene Ontology annotation, biological process: DNA replication, removal of RNA primer.